CUCUCAGUGGAAGACAACCCUGUUUUGGGCUGGUUAUUUGAAGGCUGGGAAAUGGGGAAUGACCUGUCAGCACUUCUCAACAGUUGGUGAGCUCAGGGGAACUUCCUGAAAUAACAGGCAGAGGGAAGUGAAGUUUUACUCGGUGCCCCAGAGGAGUCGGAAGGGAGGGGGGUGUAGUGUCAAAACUGAUCGUUCAGCUGCUAUUCCACCGUGAGAGGCACCCCAUUCGACCGGAGCCCCCUCCGGAUCAUGGAGACGAGGAGUCUACUUUUACUGCUGCUCUGGACACUUCCCCAAUCCGGCACGGUGCAAGGGGAAGUGGUCCGGGAUUUUAAGGAAUGCGUCUGGUUCUUCCAGAACAAGACAACCCCAAAGGGUUUCCCUAUGCGGGGCCGGCUCAGAAUCUGCCAGCGGUAUAAGAAUCAUUACCACUAUGCCACUCUGUACAACAGCGGGCUGCGGAUCCCAGUCUACUCCGCCUACAGAUACCCCUGCACUAUGGGCCAGAGUGCAGGCUACAGACCCACACCCUGGUUUUACGAACCGCAGAUUGAUGAUCAAAAUGCCCCAGGCACGAUAAGAAGCAGCAGCGCAAGUUUCAGUCAGAAUCAGGCAGUGGAUGAAGAUUACCAGGACUCCGGCUACGACAGGGGUCACCUCUACCCAUUUGCACUGAAUGAGAAGGAGAGUGCCACAGCCACCUGUACCCUCACCAACGCAGUCCCCGAGGAGCACACAGCCAAUGUUAACUGGUACCAGGAAGCAGAAUCCAUUGUCGAGAAGUUGGCACGGAUAUGCCACAAGUCUGGCCGGUCGAUGUAUCUCAUUACAGGUGCUGCCAACCCCACAAAGACCAAAAUGAAAAACCGGGUCUCGGUCCCCGGCCUGGUCUGGACAGCUCUUUGCUGCACCUACCCAAGGGACCAGAAUAAUGAUCCCUGUCUCAACAGCAAUGCAGGUUCAGAGGGGAAGGAUGUACUAAGGUACAACGGAGACUUUUCUUUUGCAUUCAUGAAGCAAAUGAAACCUGAACGGAGCACAACGCACUCAACUGUGAGACAACUGCAGAAGAAACUGCGAGUCGACAGGCUGUUUGACAACUGCAGGGGGAUGAGUGAAAACGAGGAAGCGGAAAUCUUCAAAGUGGUGGAAGGGUUGAUUCAGGGUAAAAUUAUUGAUUCUGUUAGCGGAGGAAGUUCCCCUUUGCGACCAUUCGGCUAUGAAGUACAUAUAGGAAUCUUCCGAUUCAUCCGUCACAAGCUCCUGGCUCCUGGUCAAUCCGUGGUACGAGUGGUGUUGAGCAACAUGGUGGAGUUUGCCACAACCAUUGCUCCCAUCUUCCAUGGCAUCCUUCUAGUUUUAGGAAUUCUUGCCAUCAAUGCAUUUGGCAUCCUUAUCAACAAUUACUCUGCCAACCUUAACAGACAAUAGGCCUGCCUCACUAAGACAUUGUAGUUUUAAACACCAGGGCUUGUCUCCUUUAACAAAGCUACUGUUGGUGGACCACUAAUACUGAUUAGGAACCUCAGGAUUAUCAGGAUUCUCAGAUGGCACUAAUCAUUCCAUGGUCAGCAAGCCUUUAUAGGCCCUCAUAACUUAUAACACCCCUAUAAGGGCAAAUUGCCAAAACUCAGAUGCCAGUAGUGUAAACCACCAGAAUUCCUUUCCAUAGUAACAUUAAAAUUUGAUCCUCAGUGAACCACCGGCUCAGGGAUUUCUGUUCUCAGGCAAGCUAGCAUAAUCUUUCAUGGAAAUUAAAAUCCUCAUCCUCCCAACCGGUCCAGAACUUGAGAGUUUUGAGUUGAGAAACCGACCAAAUUCCAAGAGAAUCUUUAGUCAGUUUCCCCAGACAGCCUUUUUCGGGUGUGAAAAGGUAAUUUUGCCACAGUCCCACACUCUUAUUAAAGAGAAACAACUGGUGGUGAGUUUAGCCUGAGGGUCACUAAGCUUCAGGCAAGAGGCAAGGUUGAGAAGAUGGAACUUUCUUGGGGACUUCAGCCCAGUACAAGAAUUGAACCCACGCUGUUGGCAUAAUCACAAACCAACCAUAGGCCAACUGAGCUAACCAUAGACAUCUGGGGGAAUUCCAGGUGUCAGGCCAAUUAACAUCUGAUCAAAGGAUCUUUACCUGUAUCUUCAGCAUUAGAUUGCCUUUUCACUGUGGACAAUCUGCCAGUUUCUAGGGAGGGCUUUCCCUCCCAAUGCAACACUGGGAUUGUCAUACCUUCUUGUGGCAAGUAUUGUCAAUAGUGACUAUCUGUAAGUGUGGAACAAAUACUUUCUGGACUGAAGUGAGUGGUAGUUUUGAUGUUUUUGAAGGUACGACACUGAUCCAGUUGUACAACAAUCAUUUAGAGUAGCUCACAGAUAAUGUUUGACCUGGGCAUGUGUUCACUGGCUGUAGUCAAUCCAAUACCACAUUUGAGGGGUUUCCAUUCUCUUCUAGUCUACCAGAGAUAUUCAGUUCUUUGACAUCCAUCAAUGUAUCUGUGGUGAGAAUCAGAAUUAUAAUGGCUUCUUCCAGUUUAACUGUAGAGAAUGCUGGUAUUGUCAUGAAUAUUAAUAUGGGGAAGGACAGCUACCUCCAACCCUCUCACCAUUCUGACUUGGAAAUGUAUUACUGCUCCUUCAGUGUGUUUGGAUAAAAAUCCUAGAAUACCCUCCCUAACAGCAACGUGGGUAUUCCUACACCUUACUGACUUUCAGUGGUUCAAUAAAAACAAUUUGUCACCUGCUGUGGGGCUUGGGCAACAAAUGCUGGUCUAACUAUAUCCUUUAAAAGAACCAAAACAAAUUUGUGUACUGCUGGUGGAAGUAGAGGUCUUUAGGUCUUUUAAGGGGAGGUGAUGGCCUAGUGGUAUUAUCGCUGGACUAUUAAUCCAGAGAUUCAGGUAAUAUUCUGGGGACCCGGGUUUAAAAGCCAGUGUGGGAGAUGGUGGAAUUUGAAUUCAAUAAAAAAUUUGGAAUUAAGAGUCCAAUGAUGACCAUUGUCAAUUGUCGGGAAAAAAAAACCCCAUCUGGUUCACUAAUGUCCUUUAUGGAAGGAAACUGCCAUCCUUACCCAGUCUGGCCUACAUGUGACUCCAGACCCAGAUCACUGUUGCUGACUCUUAACUGCCCUGUGGGCAAUUAGGGAUAGGCAAUAAAUGCUGAACUAGCCAGUGAUACCCACAUCCUGUAUAUGAAUGAAAAAGAAUGUCUAUCUGGAAAGAAUAAUCAGGAUGGCGCUCAUUUCUAGAAAAGACUAAAGGGUGGCCUGAUGAAGAUCUACAAGAAAGUGUUGGAUAGUGCAGACACAAAGGUUUUCCCACUUACAGGUGAGACCAGAACUAGAGAGAUAAUCAGUUUUAAAUCCAGUAGGGAAUUCAGGAAAAGUCCUUUGACUAGUGAAUGGUCACAGUUUGAAAUACUCAAUCACAAACAGUGAUUAAAAUGCAUAAAAUAGUUGUAUCCAGAGAUAAACUAGAUUAGGUAUAGGAAGGAGAAAGGAGUAGGAGGACACACUCAUUCAAUUGGAUGAAGAGGGUGGAAAGAGGCAUAGUAUAGACUAUUGGGCCAAAUGGCCUGAAAAAGAUGCAUUCAUUUUAUUACAUUAUGGGAUCUGAGCAUUGCUGGCUGGGUCAGUAUUUGUUGCCCAUCUCUGACUGAUUUUUGAAAAGGUGGCGGUGAGCUGCCAUUUUGAACAGAUGCAAUCCAAUACAGGGACAUCCACAGUGUUGUUAGCGAGGAUGUUCUAGGCAACAGUGAAGGAACAACAACAUUGUUCCAAUUUACGAUGGUGUGUGGCUGUGAGGAAACUUGGUGACAUCCCCAUGCAAGUACUGCCCUUGUCCUUCUGGUAAUCUCCAUGUCUGUGGUAAUAUAUAGGAAUACAAGGAAAUUGCAAGUUCAAAUCAGGCCACUUGGCUUAAUCAGUUGAUACUGGAAUUUACACUUCAUGUGAGCUAAACACAUCUCCACUCCCUGUUUCACAAUUCGUCAACCCAGUCUAUGUCAUAGAGUUGUAGAUGUAUACAGCAGAGAAACAGGCCCUUGAGCCCAACUCAUUCACGCCAACCAAAUUUCAUAAACUGAACUAGUCCCAUUUGCCUCCAUUCAGCCCAUUAUCCCUCUAAACUUUUCCUAUCCAUGUACUUAUCCAAAUGUCUUUUAAAUGUUGUAAUUGUACUCACCUCUACUACUUCCUCUGGCAGCUCAUUCCAUUUACCCAGUGUGUGAAAAAGUUGCCCCUCCAGUCCCUUUUAAAUCUUGCCCCUGUCACCUUAAACAUCUGCCCUCUAGUUUUAGACUCCCCUACCCUGGAGAAAAGAUAUUGGCUAGUCACCUUAUCUAUGUCUGUCAUGAUUUUGUGAACCUCUCUAAGGUCACCCAUCAUCCUCCAAGGCUCCAGGGAAAAAAAAAGUCCCAGCCUACCCACCCUCUCCUUAUAGCUCAGACUUCUGUCACCUAGUAAUCUUGAGUGUUGACAUUGUUCCUGCCUAAACCACAAACACUGCAAAUGAAUUCUACACUUACCUUUAUAAAAAAGGUUUCAGGGGCUGUCUUUGUGGUGCAGGAGUCCUGUGUUAGAGUCCCACCCACUCCAGUGGUGUGUAAUAGAGUCUGAACAUGUUGAUUAGAAAAAUAGAUCUGCUCCUAUGAUGCUGCUUGGCCUGCUGUGUUCAUCCAGCCCUGCACCUUGUUGUCUAGAUUUCUCUUGCCGUCUGUUCUAAAUUUGAAAGCUUUGGAGUGGGUGCAGAGGAGAUUUAUCAAACUGAUUCCUGGGAUGAGGAUUUAGCUGCGGUACAGGGUGUGGCACGGUGGCUCAGUAGUUAGCACUGCUGCCUCACAGCGCCAGGAACUUGGAUUUGAUUUCACUCUCGAGCAACUGUCUGUGUGGAGUUUGCACAUUCUCCCUGUGUCUGUGUGAGUUUCCACCGGUGCUCCGGUUUCCUCCCACAGUCCAAAGAUGUGCAGGCUAGGUGGAUUGGCCAUGCUGCAUUGCCCAUAGUGUUCAGGGAUGUGUAGAUUAGGGGGGUUAUAGGGGGAUGGGUCUGGGUGGAAUGUCUGAGGGUUGGUGUGGACUUGUUGGGCUGAAGGGCCUGUUUCCACACUGUAGGGAUUCUAUGAUGAAUACUAGAGGUCUACAAAAGUAGGAGAGGCAUAGGUGGGGUCGAUACUCAGAGGCUUUUUCACAGGGUAGAAAGGUCAACUACAAGAGGGCACAGGUUCAAUGUGAGAGGGGUAAAGUUCAGUGAAGUGCGGGGAAAAUUUUUCACAGUCAGGGUGAUGAGUGCCAUUGGAGAUGGUGGAAGCAGAGAUUUAUAAGGAAGAUUUUUCUAUCUACUGAGUGAGUAGGCUUUGGAAUGAGCUGCCUGGUGGAGCAAUCGGUACAGAUUCCAUACUAACCCCCAAAAGUGAAUUAGUUAAAUAGUUGAUGAAAUACAUUUCAGGGAAAGAACUAAGAAUUGGGAUUAACUGAAUUGCUCUUUAAAAGAAAUGACACAGACCUGAUAGUCCAAAUGACCUCCUCAUGCAGUAUUACUCAAUGUUUCCAUGAAAUUUCUAGUCUUAUAUCAAAGGCCCCUCAAUCUAGCCCGUCAACUCCCAGGAACAGUCUGUUUCUAUACCCCAUCAUAUUCUUUUGCAAUUUUAAUGAAUCUGCCUUUAUUGUCCUAUAAUGUGUGUUGUUUUAAUGUAAAAUGCCCCAAUUUUUAGUGUCUUUAUUUUCUCAUCAUGGACACAAUUCUAGUGAAUUAUCCAUUGUGACACCUCUAAAGUCUCAAUAUCUUUGCAAUGCAGUGUGACGUCCAAAACUGAACGCAGUGCACUAAAUGGAAUCUUAAUGAGUUUUAAUGCAGGCUCCUCACCACCUCUUUGUUUCCACCUCUACUUUCUUUUUACUCAAUCAAGGGAUCUGGGCAUCAUGGGAUAUCAACAUUCAUUACCCAUCUGCAAUUGCCCUUCCAAAGGUGGUGGUGAGGUAUCUUUCUUGAACUUUUGCAGCCAUGUGAUGUAUGUAAGCCCAUUGUUAGAGUUGUAGAGAUGUACAGCAUGGAAGCAGACCCUUUGCUCCAACUCAUCCAUGCUGACCAAAUAGUCUGUAUUAAUCUAGUCCCUUUUGCCAGCAUUUGGCCUGUAUUCCUCCAAACCCAUCCUAUUCUUAUCCCCAUUCAGAUAUCUUUUAAAUGUUGUAAUUGUACCAGUCUCCACCCUUUCUUUUGGCAGCUCAUUCCAUUACAUGCACCACUCUCUGAAUGAAAAAGUUACCCAUUAGGUUCCUAUUAAAUCUUUCCCCUCUCGUCUAGUUUUGGACUCCCCUAUCUUGGGGUAAAGACCUUGGCCAUUCACCCUAUCCAUGGUCCUCAUGAUUUUAUAAACUUCUAUAAGGUCACCCCUCAUUUUGCGAUGCUCCAGGGAGAAUAGCAACAGCCUAUUCAGCUUCUCCCUACAGGUCAAACCCUCCAAACCUGGCAACAUCUUUGUAAACCUUUUCUGAGAACUUACAAGUUUCACAACAUCUUUCCUAAUAGCAGGGAGACCAGAAUUGAACGCAGUAUUCUAAAAGUGGUCUAACCAAUGAUAUGUACAGCUGCAACAUGACUUUCCACCUCCUGUACUCAAUGCACUGACCAAUAAAGGCAGUAUACCAAACGUCUCUCCAAUACCCUGUCUACCUUCGACUCUGAUUUCAAGGAACUAUGAACCUGCACUCCAAGGUCUCUUUGUUUGGCAACACUCCGCAGGACCUUAUCAUUAAGUGUAUAGAAGGGAAGGGUUUUAUAGCACAUAUCUAGAAUUCCAUGAGCUUCCCUUCUUAACAUUCUUGCAUUUCUGACAUGUUAGCUCUGGUGUUAUGAACCUAUAACUCCGUACCUUGCAAGUUUCUACAAAGGCCCGCAACUCUGAGCCUGGUUCCAUUCUAACUAUCGUUGCUGCCGUUAUUUUUACCAAAAUGUAUUCAUAGGAAAUAGGAGCAGGUGUAGGCGAUACUGCCCAUCACUCCUGUGCCAUACAGCAGAUCAUGGCUGAUCUUCUACCUGAACACCAUAUUCCCUCGCGGUCCCCAAAACCCUUGAUAUUUUUAAUCUCUGGAAACCUAUUGAUCUCUGUCUUCAAUAGCAUCAAUGAUUGAGCAACCACAGCUGCCUUGAGUAGAAAAUUCGCAAAAUUCAUGACCCUCUGAGUGAAAAAAUUCCUCCUUUUCUUAGCUGUAAAUGGCCUGACCCUUAUUUUAGACUGUGACCCCUCAGCCAGACCCCUAAGUCACAGAAACAACGUUUUUGCAUCUACCCUGUUGAUCCCUGUAAGAAUUUAUAUGUGCUUCAGGGAGAUUGACUCUCAUUCUUCGCAAUUUUAGUGAAUGUAAUGUUAUUUGUGUGAUAAUAGUUUCCAAUUCCAAAUUAUCUGUACAAUGCCUAUGAUAUACAUAACACACUAUGUUGUACAUAUAUGUUAUUGAUAUUAAAUUUCACCUGCUGCCUUCCAGCCUAUUUCCCUCACAUGGUAUACGUGAGGCUGGUCACAAGGUGUACCUGCCUGCACAGAUGUUACACCUUUUCAACUUCUUGGAACUGUUUCUGCUGGAAAUAUGCCAUUGCUGAUUCUUUGGCAGUCUCUCAGGGUCAAGGAUGUCUUGCUUUCAAAUUGAUUUCAAUGUGAUGCAGUUGGUUCACAAUGAACUUAUUUCACAAACAGUAUGAACAGCAGUGUGAGCAGAACCUCCACCCUGCACCCCCCAAAAUGCCAAAUACCUCAAAACAAAGCAGCCCAUGACAAGGAUAUUAUGAAUCCAUCAGUAGCUGGUGCAAUGUGGUGUUAUAGGAAGAUUACGUUCAAAAGGAAUGUAUCACAGCUUGAAAAGGACCUAGUUGAAGGUCAUUGUGUGAUGGUGAUGAGAUCUAACACCACCAACACAGAUGGAGCCUGAAAAAGGUUGUUGUAGAGCAACUCCUUUCAUAACUCUUCUCUGUGUUUAAUGUUUUAACUUAAAGAUUUUUCUACAGUAGCCAAUUUUUUUAACAUGUUAAAUAGACCCAGGUAGAGUUUCUGAUUGCAAUUAACUGUGUUUGUGAGUGUGUGAGGAUACAAGUGUGUAGAUGUGAGAAUAUGAGUAUGUGAGGAUAUGAGUGUGUAAGUAUACAAGGAUGUGUGUGUGGGGAUACCAGUGUGUAGUUGUGUGAGGAUAUGAGUGUGAGUGUGUGAGGAUGUGAGUGUGUGGGGAUACCAGUGGUGUGAGGAUGUGAGUGUGUAGGUGUGUACACUUGGGAUUAUCAUAUCCCAGUGGUUUUAUCUUAAAGGUUUUGUCGAAGAAUGUCACGAUUCCUUGUGAAAAACUGCUUGAGGAGAUUUGAUCCACUCAAUUAAGUACAGCAAAUUGACAAGUCUGAUUGUGUAAAAUUUUGUUUUUUGAGAUAUUGAGCAAUAUCUUAAUUUAUAUUUGCCAGCUCAUCUUUAUUGAAAUACUCCAGUGUCAAACAGAAUAAGGCUCUUAACUGGCUUUAAUACUAACAUGUGAAUUAACUUGUUUAUCACAAAUUAUAUUGUAAUUGAUGUGUGCAACAAUGAAAAAUAAAUACAAUAAUUUUUGUUCCAAAGUC
Molecule: messenger RNA, 8579 nt
Organism: Rhincodon typus (whale shark)
Lineage: Eukaryota; Metazoa; Chordata; Chondrichthyes; Orectolobiformes; Rhincodontidae
Product: endonuclease domain-containing 1 protein-like
Exons: 2
Coding region: 250-1431 (393 amino acids)
Molecular function (GO): nucleic acid binding; hydrolase activity; metal ion binding
Source: RefSeq, a predicted model, not a curated record